AUGGCGAACUUCAAAGUCACUGCUGUUGCUAUUGAAGAUGACCUUUUUGAAAUACCUGCAUCUUAUCGAACAAUCGACGAUUUGAAUGCAAGUCUAUGGUGGCCAGAAGAUGAACAAGAUAUGUCUAAUCUGCAUGGCGGUGCUUCCCCAAUGUAUCAUCCUUCAAUGCAGCAACAAGAGGAAAUGUUGCUGCAGCUAGCUAUACAAGAAAGUUUUCGCACUGGUGAAAAUGCCGGUUCCGGAGCGAGUUUAGGUCCAUUGGUACCCGAUGCUUUACCUGCAUACGACGAAGAAGCCGAAGAGGAGAGGCAACUGGCUAUGGCUAUCCAGGAAAGUCUACGAACAUCUGGUCUACCUCCUGCAGCUGCUGAUGCAGCUCCGGAGGAGGCCGAGGAUAGCCUUGCUUUGGCCUUGCGGCUUUCACGUGAUGAAGAACAGAGACGACGAGAGGAAGCGCAGAAGGAAGAAGAAGAGCUUCAACGUAUUUUGCAACUUUCUCUAGUCGACAAAUAA
Cylicostephanus goldi is the source of this 513-nucleotide messenger RNA. Lineage: Eukaryota; Metazoa; Nematoda; Chromadorea; Rhabditida; Strongylidae. The record is from the annotation of a GenBank genome assembly.